Messenger RNA from Tauraco erythrolophus (red-crested turaco), 1539 nucleotides. NCBI's taxonomy places the organism in Eukaryota, Metazoa, Chordata, Aves, Musophagiformes, Musophagidae. The record is from RefSeq and is a predicted model, not a curated record.
UAUUUCAGCCUAUCAAGAAAGAAGAUAGUGUACUAUACCAGUUUUGAUCAGCGGCAACGAGCAAAUGCAGCAUUUUUAAUAGGUGCAUAUGCUGUAAUAUACUUGAAGAAAACACCAGAAGAAGCUUACAGAACGCUUUUGUCUGGAUCUAAUCCACCAUAUCUUCCAUUUAGGGAUGCUUCAUUUGGGAACUGCACGUACAAUCUUACGAUCUUGGACUGUUUACAGGGAAUAAAUAAGGCCUUGCAGCAUGGAUUUUUUGACUUUAAGACAUUUGAUGUGGAUGAAUAUGAACACUAUGAGCGAGUGGAAAAUGGUGACUUCAACUGGAUUGUUCCAGGAAAAUUUUUGGCAUUUAGUGGCCCGCACCCAAAAAGCAAACUUGAAAAUGGUUAUCCUCUUCAUGCACCUGAAGCCUACUUUCCCUAUUUCAAGAAACAUAAUAUCACAUCAAUCAUUAGACUAAACAAAAAAAUUUAUGAGGCAAAGCGCUUUACUGAUGCUGGUUUUGAGCAUUUUGACUUGUUCUUCAUAGAUGGAAGCACACCAAGUGACAGUAUAGUUCAGAGGUUCCUGAACAUCUGUGAAAAUGCCGACGGUGCUAUUGCUGUGCACUGUAAAGCUGGUCUGGGGAGAACAGGAACACUAAUUGCCUGUUAUAUAAUGAAGCACUACAAGUUCACACAUGCUGAAGCUAUUGCUUGGAUAAGAAUAUGUCGACCAGGCUCAAUUAUAGGACCCCAGCAACAUUUCUUGGAAGAGAAGCAAGCAAUGUUAUGGCUGGGGGGGGGGCCCUUCCGAUCACAACAGAAAGCUGAUGGAAACAUUAACAGAGUUCUUUGUGGCUUGAAUGACAUUUCAAUCAGUGGUAGCUUGAAUAAAGUGCAAGACUUGGAUCAAUACAGGGAGAAUGAUUUUGAAGACAAAGCAGAUGUGGAAACUCAGAAUGGCAUGACGCAGGGAGAUAAGCUUAAUGCCUUAAAAAGUCGGAGACGGCCAUGUUCUGCUACAACUGGAGCUCUGAGGCUGCAAGACAUGAAACUGCACACCAGGUCAAUAUCACAACCUUUCAGACUGAAUACUUCAGGUAGCACAGAAGGAUCCAUGUCUCCUCUGAAGGCCUCCAAAGUGACAGCGGUUAAUUCACCAUCUGCAGAAAGAAUAAGCAGAAUUCCCACAUCCUCAGGCUCUAACCUUAAAAGCAUUUCCAUAAGCUCCAGACUAGCCAGUUCUCUAGGGAACCUGUAUGCUGCUUCAGAUGAUGAUGAGAGCAAAAUGACAUCAUGGUCCUCUAGGACAGGUUUUUGUGUAAACCAAAGCUCCAGGCACUUGAAUGGCAGCUUGCAGCUGCCUCAUAGAAAUAACCAUGAACUGAACAACAACUUAUACAACAGAAACAGCAGUAGUGGCAACAACCUGAGCAACCAAACCAGUUUUAACAGCGCUGUGACAGAUGAGUUCGCAUCAACCUUCCUUUAUGGGCCUUACAACUCCUCCACCACGAUCCAAGAGUCAAUAAAUUCCUUCCCUUCAGUCUGA